CUGCAUACCCAUCAUUCGAAGCGAAGAGAGGAGCAUCAUCUUCAUCAGUCUCAUCCUGCCCUCCUUUACCACCACGCUGCUACGAGCCAGUCGAGACAGUUUUUCCCCCUCUGCAAUAAUCAACCCUUGGAAAUAAUACUAAUAAUAAAUAAGCGCCAUCAUGUCAGCCGGCGGAGAUUUGGGGAACCCCCUGCGGAAAUUUAAACUCGUCUUUUUGGGAGAGCAGAGCGUGGGAAAAACAUCUCUCAUCACCAGAUUCAUGUAUGACAGUUUUGACAACACAUACCAGGCCACCAUCGGGAUUGACUUUCUUUCAAAGACCAUGUACCUGGAGGACCGAACAGUGAGGCUGCAGCUGUGGGACACAGCUGGACAGGAGCGUUUCCGGAGCCUGAUCCCGAGCUACAUACGGGAUUCCACAGUGGCCGUGGUGGUCUACGAUAUCACAAAUGUCAACUCGUUCCAGCAGACCUGCAAGUGGAUCGAUGACGUCAGGACCGAGAGAGGAAGUGACGUCAUCAUCAUGUUGGUGGGCAACAAGACGGAUCUGGAAGAGAAGAGGCAAAUCACCAUUGAGGAGGGAGAGCAGAGAGCCAAAGAGCUGAACGUCAUGUUCAUUGAGACCAGCGCUAAGACGGGCUGCAAUGUCAAACAGCUGUUUCGUCGUGUUGCAGCAGCUCUUCCCGGGAUGGAGAGCCUUGACGAUGCCAAUCAUGAAGGCAUGAUUGACAUUAAGCUGGACAAACCGGCGGAGCCGAGCGUCCCCGAGGCCGGGUGCUCAUGUUAAUGCCGAGCUGUGAUUGGCCACAGCUCCCUUCACGCCAUUGGCUUGUUGUGUUGCUUAAACAACUUCCUGGUUAGCCUACAGUUGACUCUAACUCCAAUUGGAUGUACUCUAGGAUGUAUCUGAUUGGACACAUCAAACUUUCUCUCGCAAUCAGUUGUUCAGUUGUAAAAUAUUGUAUACUUUGUCAAUAUGUAAGUGACCAGAGGACGAAAAAGAGAAAAUGAAAAGGAACACGAAAAUGUUUUUGGAGGGGGGAAAAAUAACUGCAAAGGAGACCAGUUUCUUUUCGCUGUUAUGUUUUGUAUUUUUUAUAUAUAAACAGGGAACACACCAAAAUUGAUGCCUAAGCAUCAAAGGAGAGUUUUAGGCGAGAGGCUAGUUAGUGGGGUGUUGGUUGGCCAUUUUCCACCCUUAAAAUGGCGGAACACGUCUGAAUGUCUGCAGCACGCAUGCAUGCUGAUCCGAUUUAUUAUUGUUUUGUUUUUUUAACUGGCCUGACUGCUCUCAGAAUGUUUUCUAGCAUCUCUCUGUCUUUCUCUCUAUAGCAUCGUCACAUCUCACACAACUUCCUGUAGGUUCACAUAACGGUAGCUGUGAAAAACGUGGCACUCUAUCUCUCGUUGGGUUCAACUUUUAUAGAAAUUGUACUGUGCAUUAAAAAAUAUGAAUGAUAUGAAUAAUAAUAAUGUACAAAGAAAACAACCGCCUCUCCUACCCUGCGCUCCCCUCUUGAAUCCUAAUCCUUCCCGUCCACAUGUUUAACGAUCCACGGUAAUGCACUGCACUGUAUAUAAUAAUGUAAUAUGUAUGUUGUGAACGUCCUCUCUGUCCAAGUGGUCCUUGUUCACCAGUAUGAAUACUGUGAUAAUGUUUCAUGAUUAAUAAAUGACCAAUUAAAGGGC
Hippocampus zosterae (dwarf seahorse) is the source of this 1689-nucleotide messenger RNA. RefSeq names its product RAB6B, member RAS oncogene family b (gene rab6bb). The coding region runs from base 161 to 787 and encodes 208 amino acids. Gene Ontology annotation, molecular function: GTP binding; GTPase activity. The record is from RefSeq and is a predicted model, not a curated record. The transcript is spliced from 8 exons. Lineage: Eukaryota; Metazoa; Chordata; Actinopteri; Syngnathiformes; Syngnathidae.